AUGACAAGCUCGCAGAGCGAAGUAGAUGAUGUGCUGCGGGUUUGGCUGGCCAGCAACCCCUCAGUUGUAGGUUACGUGGUUAUAAACACAGACGGCAUUCCUAUCAGGCACCAUGAAAAACUUUCCAGAGAGCGUGCUGUCCACUACACUGCACUUUUGACUUCUUUCUGUGCGAAAGCACGGCAGUGCAUGCGCGAGCUCUUCACGACUGAUGGGGAACUCACAACGGUGCGUCUCCGUACGAAAGAAGGCCUUGAGUUCAUUACUUGCCAGCUUAUCUCCGGAUAUGCCCUGAUUGCCAUCCAAAAUUGUACAGAGAAGCCGUAUGACAAUGGUGAUGCCAGCCAGUCAGCUGCACCUGAGGGGCAAGAAGCCUAA
Cyclospora cayetanensis is the source of this 378-nucleotide messenger RNA. Its product is annotated as dynein light chain roadblock-type 1. Gene Ontology annotation, biological process: microtubule-based movement. The record is from RefSeq and is a predicted model, not a curated record. Lineage: Eukaryota; Apicomplexa; Conoidasida; Eucoccidiorida; Eimeriidae. Gene Ontology annotation, cellular component: cytoplasmic dynein complex; cytoplasm. Gene Ontology annotation, molecular function: dynein intermediate chain binding. Bases 1 to 378 code for a protein of 125 amino acids. The transcript is spliced from 4 exons.